CCUAAAAACCCUCACAAAACCCUAAACCUUGUGUUGUGUCUUCUUUUUCUUAGCUAUGGAAAGGGUGCUAACAGGCGGAAAGGGCAUUGUGAGGCCGAAGACAAAGAUAGUUUGCACCUUAGGACCAGCUUCCAGGUCGGUGGAGAUGAUCGAGAGGCUUUUGAAAGCUGGUAUGAACGUUGCUCGUUUCAACUUCUCCCAUGGUUCCCAUGCAUACCACCAGCAAACCUUGGAUAAUCUAAGGACCGCUAUGCUCAACACCGGCAUCCUUUGUGCUGUCAUGUUGGAUACUAAGGGACCGGAGAUCCGAACCGGGUUUUUGAAGCAUGGGAAGCCCAUACAACUCAUUCAGGGUAAAGAGAUUACUAUCAGCACUGACUAUAGCAUAAAGGGUGAUGAGAAUACAAUCUGUAUGAGUUACAAAAAGUUGGCUCAAGAUUUGAAGCCUGGGAGUGUUAUUUUGUGUUCUGAUGGGACAAUCACAUUCACUGUCUUGGAUUGUGACAAGGAAUUGGGAUUGGUCCGCUGUCGUUGUGACAACUCUGCUGCUCUUGGUGAAAGGAAGAAUGUCAAUCUUCCAGGUGUUGUGGUUGAUCUUCCAACAUUAACAGACAAGGACAAAGAGGAUAUCUUGCAAUGGGGUGUUCCAAAUAAGGUUGACAUGAUUGCCUUGUCUUUUGUUCGUAAAGGUUCGGAUCUUGUGGAGGUCCGAAAGCUGUUGGGAAAGCAUGGAAAGAACACUCUUCUAAUGUCAAAGGUUGAAAAUCAAGAAGGGGUUACUAAUUUUGAUGAUAUUCUAGCAAAUUCAGAUGCAUUUAUGGUUGCAAGAGGUGAUCUUGGGAUGGAGAUCCCAAUUGAGAAGAUAUUCCUGGCUCAAAAACUGAUGAUUCUUAAGGCCAAUAUACAAGGAAAGCCUGUGGUGACUGCAACUCAGAUGCUAGAGUCUAUGAUCAAAUCUCCAAGGCCGACUCGAGCCGAAGCCACUGAUGUUGCCAAUGCGGUUCUCGAUGGUACCGACUGUGUCAUGCUAAGUGGAGAAACUGCUGCUGGAGCAUACCCUGACCUUGCUGUUAAAACCAUGGCCAGAAUUUGCACGGAAGCUGAAAACUUUAUAAACUAUGGGGAUCUUUUCAAGAGAAUAAUGGAGAGUGCACCAAUGCCUAUGAGCCCAUUAGAGAGUUUGGCUUCCUCAGUUGUGAGGACAGCCGAGUCCAUUAAAGCCUCUUUAAUUUUGGUCCUAACCAGAGGUGGAACCACGGCAAAGCUGGUGGCUAAGUAUAGGCCAAGUGUGCCUAUUUUGUCUAUGAUCAUCCCAGAGAUAACAACAGAUUCCCUUGAGUGGUCAUGCAAUGAUGAAGCUCCAUCACGGCAUUGCCUUAUUUUCAGGGGUCUGAUCCCGGUUUUGAGCUCCGGUUCGGCAAAAGCUUCUUACGCCGAGUCUACUGAGGAAACAACCAAGUUUGCCCUUCAAUAUGGUAAGGAAAAGGGGCUAAUCAAACCUGGAGAUUCAGUUGUGUCUUUGUACCCUUCAGUGAUUAAGAUCUUGACAGUUAGUUAGCUUAUGAUUUGAUUUUAGCUUAGUUUUGGUAGCUUCUUUAAUCAACAUGUUUGAUUGAAUGUCGGAGAACAAUUUUCACAUGAAUGAGGAAAUAUUUAAUUUGAUUUGUCCUUUUUUCAA
Messenger RNA from Gossypium raimondii (Peruvian cotton), 1678 nucleotides. RefSeq names its product pyruvate kinase, cytosolic isozyme. The coding region runs from base 56 to 1558 and encodes 500 amino acids. Lineage: Eukaryota; Viridiplantae; Streptophyta; Magnoliopsida; Malvales; Malvaceae. Gene Ontology annotation, molecular function: potassium ion binding; pyruvate kinase activity; magnesium ion binding. Gene Ontology annotation, cellular component: cytoplasm. The transcript is spliced from 3 exons. Gene Ontology annotation, biological process: glycolytic process. The record is from RefSeq and is a predicted model, not a curated record.